Baudoinia panamericana UAMH 10762 is the source of this 1946-nucleotide messenger RNA. RefSeq lists its product as uncharacterized. Gene Ontology annotation, biological process: glycerophospholipid biosynthetic process. The transcript has 2 exons. The coding region runs from base 432 to 1787 and encodes 451 amino acids. Lineage: Eukaryota; Fungi; Ascomycota; Dothideomycetes; Mycosphaerellales; Teratosphaeriaceae. The record is from RefSeq and is a predicted model, not a curated record. Gene Ontology annotation, cellular component: mitochondrion.
CAAGCAUGCCAGUCAACUCUGCAGCUGAGAAGAUAAGCUCCUGCUAGGCACCCGUAAUCUUUCGAGCUUAGUGGGGCCUUUUGUUUGGAGGGGCUUAUUAGGAAUCAAGUUGAGAGAUGAGGCGCUGGCAGUUCGACGCGGUUGAGCCGUGGUUUUCGCUCGAUGGAUGAUGAUGCCUUUGAAUCGAGGUGCCUGGAUGGCGCUAUGUCCGUCUCCGCGGUGUGUAUAUGAUCACUUAGCUGACCUUUCUCUAUUUCGCGCAGCGCAUCUCGAUUGGCUUGGACCUUAAUCGCACCGUCUCUCCGGUCUCACACCUUAUUUGCUUUCCAGUCUUUCUUUGCCACGCGCUCUCCAUCGCACUUCCUCCCUUUUACCAUCCAUAGCAGAAACCCUUUCAUCUGUCUACCUAGCAGUACAAUCACACCGCAACCAUGUCCACGCCCCUCCCGGCCUCGCGGCCGCGCACUAUGCGGCGAUUGAGCUCCCAGGAUGCCACAGCGGCGGAGCUCAAUCUGCGCUCGCCCACUGUGGUGGUGCCGCCGAAGCAUCUCAUGGCUCCGAGUGAUGCCCACGAGGUGGCUGCCGCCAUGGAGAUGGCAAGACUUGAGCUCGAGGACGUUUCCUCGCCUCUGUCUUCGCCAGAGACGCCACCCGAGACUUCGAUCACCGACAAGUACGCAUUCGCCUUUGAUAUUGACGGUGUGCUCAUUCGCGGCGGGCGGCCUAUCCCCGAGGCUAUUGAGGCCAUGAAGGUACUCAACGGCAAGAACGCGUAUGGAGUCAAGGUCCCGUAUAUCUUCGUGACAAAUGGUGGCGGCAAGACCGAGCAGGAGCGCUGUAUCCAGUUGAGCAAGCAGCUGGAGAUCGAAGUGUCUCCCGGACAAUUCAUUUGCGGCCACACACCCAUGCGGGAAAUGGCCGCAAAGUACCACACCGUUCUAGUUGUGGGCGGCGAGGGUGAGAAGUGCAGGCAGGUGGCCGAAGGCUAUGGCUUCAAAGACGUUGUGACCCCCGGCGACAUCAUCAAGGACAAUCCAGACACGACGCCGUUCCGUAAGCUCACUGAGCAAGAGAUCCAGAACUCACGUUCUCGUGACUUCUCAAAGACGAAGAUUGAGGCCAUCUUCGUCUUUGCUGACAGCAGAGAUUGGGCGGGUGAUCAGCAGAUCAUCCUGGAUCUACUGAUGUCGAAAGGAGGAUAUUUGGGCACCCGAUCGGCGACUUUUGACGAGGGCCCACCACUUUUCUUCUCGCAUAACGACGUUGUCUGGUCCGCUUCCCACGACCUGACUCGCCUUGGUAUGGGAGCUCUUCGCCUGUCGCUCGAAGCCAUGUACAAGGCUGUGACUGGUAAAGAGCUCAACACAACCGCCUUUGGCAAGCCGCAAAUCGGCACCUUCCAGUUCGCCACACGUCUACUGAAGCAGUGGCGGAAAGACACGCACGGUAUCAAUGCGCCCCCAGAGACUGUGUACUUCGUUGGGGAUACUCCAGAGUCCGACAUUCGUGGCACGAACGAGUUCAACAAGCAUUCGGAAAAUACAUGGUACUCCAUCCUGGUCCGGACUGGUGUGUUCCAGGAAGGCACGAAGCCCAAGUUCACGCCCAAGGCGACAUGCGACCACGUCCUAGACGCAGUCUUGCACGGUAUGGAGCGUGAGCAAAGGAAGUCGUUGCGGGAAGACCUCAAUUCCAUGCAGGAGAAGCUGCAGGGUACCGCGAUUGAGGAAGUGGACUCAACCGAACCCACGCCCGUCACCUCCCCACCGCCUGCCGCGGCAGCAUAGACACGCACGCACACCUAAGACAUUGGCGAUGAUUCUGCGGCGUUGAGCAGCAUUUCCACGGCGUUCCAAAGACUUCAAAUGAUACCAAGCCAGACAUGGUGGAAUGAACCUGGGAAAGCAUUUGUCGAGAUGCUCUUCACAUACACAUAAAAGGCUACA